Messenger RNA from Akanthomyces muscarius, 1092 nucleotides. RefSeq lists its product as uncharacterized. The record is from RefSeq and is a predicted model, not a curated record. Lineage: Eukaryota; Fungi; Ascomycota; Sordariomycetes; Hypocreales; Cordycipitaceae. The coding region runs from base 1 to 1092 and encodes 363 amino acids. The transcript has 5 exons.
AUGGAUAGCCCUGGCGGCAAUCACGAGCCCUGGUGGGCAGGUCGCGCCCGGUACUGGAAGACGACCUUGCUAGCGACGAGCCUCACAUUCGCCAUCUUGGCGACUAUAUUCUAUGCAUUGCGGGUGUAUGCAUCGAGAAAAUCGCGGCGCAUCGUCCGCCCCGACGACAUCUUCAUGGGGCUUGCCGUGGUAUUUAUGUGGGCGGAAACGGCAGCGGUCCUCCUCAAAUGUUAUAAUGGUGUUGGUACGCCGGCUCCCGAGCUAGCGCACGACAGAAUCUAUCGUCUAAGCCUGGGCUCAUGGCUCGUGGCAAAGUUUUGCGUACUGUCGAUGGUGUGCUGCCGACUAUCCAUAAUACUAUUCUUCCGCACCGUAUUUGGCGUGUACGAUACAACGCGGCGCAUUCUCAACUUCCUGGCCGUCUUCAGCGUGGUCUGGGGUAUCGCCUCGCUCUGCGUGUCCAUCUGGGCCUGCUCGCCGGUGACAUACUACUGGGACAAGAGCACGCCGGGCGGUUGGUGCGUCGCGCCAAAAGUGUACAACCACGAGAGCUUGGCGUUCUCGGUGCUGGGGCUGCUGACGGAUCUGGCGAUACUAGCGACACCGCAGCAGCGUAUAUGGAGGUCGCAGAUUGAUCUUCAACAUAAGAAAGCCAUAACGGCAAUUCUGGGCGUUGGCAUAAUAGUUUGCAUCUUUUCCCUACUACGCUGUGUUCAGUUUGCGUACUUUGAUACAGCACAUCUAUCCACAUCGGGCAAUCUCGAAACUACGUGGACGUUUCUCGAAAACGACAUUUCCAUCAUUUGCGGAUGCAUGCCGCAGCUGCGGCCGUUGUUGCCGGGAUACUUGAAAGGUCGAGCUCCGUCAUAUGCCGAAGACGGAAACCGUGUACGAUACGACGGCAAUAAUACCGGCAUUUUCACAUGGGGGAAAAGGGUCAGGGGGGUAGAAACGACGAUUUCAAGCAACACGGUAUUCAGCACCCGCUCGCAACACAAAGCUCGAAAUUCAUCCGAGUUGGAACUCAACGCUAUUGAGGUCGAGACGGAAACGACUGUAACAAGGUCUCCGGAUCAUGAAGCACAACGAUGA